GUCUUUCCUAACGUCCAUACAGGAAGUGGCGAAGACUAACGGGGAGGGAGGGCAGAAGAAUCAGGAUGUCUGACGUCCAGAGAGCGUUCCUGUGAUGAUGAUGGCAGCAUGUUGCUUGAAUCUACGUCCUUGCCAUCUCGAUUUACCUCAAGACAGGACAGGCGUCGUGACGUUUACCAUAGGUGAUUCGAUUGGUGCUCCUGCAAAAGACGUCCUCAGAGGAACACUAGUCGACCAGCCGUACGACGAUGUGUCCGUGGAAUUCCAGGGGGAGUGUAUAUCAUUGUCUCUGCAGUGGCCAGGUUACGAAUCUGACCUGCUGCGAAAAGCUCGACAGAGUUUCGUUGAAAGCAUGGUAGAUGAAAAGCCUAUCACCCGACAGGAGCUCGCAAUACAAAUAUGCUUUCUUUUUUUCCGUUUCCAUAAAAUGGCUUCCGUCCACAGUGAAGGAAAAUUUGGCCUCGGUGAGGAUGACGUCCGUGCGACAGAUGUUGUCCUCCUCUCCGUGCACUAUUGCAGACACACGAAUACAUGGGUCCCAGAAUUUGAUGUCAUUGAUCGAGCAGGUCUCGAAAGAUAUAAUUGGUUGCACCACAUCUGAUCAUCAAUUGUAUUACACACUAUCAUUGUCCCGCAACACGCACUCAUCCACUUACAAGUAUGUACCACAAAUAAUGUAUGAUAACUACUGCACCA
Pisolithus orientalis is the source of this 696-nucleotide messenger RNA. RefSeq lists its product as uncharacterized. The transcript has 4 exons. The record is from RefSeq and is a predicted model, not a curated record. NCBI's taxonomy places the organism in Eukaryota, Fungi, Basidiomycota, Agaricomycetes, Boletales, Pisolithaceae. Bases 95 to 601 code for a protein of 168 amino acids.